Daldinia childiae is the source of this 1416-nucleotide messenger RNA. RefSeq names its product Fumarate hydratase, mitochondrial. Gene Ontology annotation, molecular function: fumarate hydratase activity. The transcript has 3 exons. Bases 1 to 1416 code for a protein of 471 amino acids. Gene Ontology annotation, cellular component: tricarboxylic acid cycle heteromeric enzyme complex; mitochondrion. Gene Ontology annotation, biological process: malate metabolic process; tricarboxylic acid cycle; fumarate metabolic process. Lineage: Eukaryota; Fungi; Ascomycota; Sordariomycetes; Xylariales; Hypoxylaceae. The record is from RefSeq and is a predicted model, not a curated record.
AUGGCUGAUAACACGAGAACCGAGAGCGAUGCCUUUGGCGAAAUCCAAGUCCCCGCCGACAAGUACUGGGGAGCUCAAACUGAGCGAUCCCUCUCUAACUUCCGAAUCAACCAACCUCAAGAUCGAAUGCCCCCUCCGGUUGUUAGGGCAUUCGGUAUCUUGAAAGGUGCUGCGGCCACCGUCAACAUGCGGUACGGACUUGAUGAGAAAAUCGGCAAGGCCAUCCAACAAGCUGCCGCCGAGGUGGCUGACCUCAAGCUCAUUGACCACUUCCCCCUCGUCGUCUGGCAAACCGGCUCGGGUACUCAGUCCAACAUGAACGCCAACGAAGUUAUCUCGAACCGAGCUAUCGAGAUCCUUGGAGGUACCAAGGGCUCCAAGAAGCCGGUCCACCCGAACGACCAUGUCAACCGUUCCGCUUCUUCGAACGAUACUUUCCCCACUGUCAUGCAUAUCGCCGCUGUUCUCGAGCUCGAAGGCGAGCUCUUGCCUUCUCUAAAGAGCCUCCGAGACGCGCUACAGAAGAAGGUUGACGAUUUCAACGCCAAGAACAUCAUCAAGAUUGGACGAACCCACCUUCAGGAUGCCACACCUCUAACUUUAGCGCAAGAGUUCUCAGGAUACGUUGCUCAGCUAGACUUUGGUAUCAAGCGAGUCGAGAGCUCUCUGCCGGAUUUAAGACUACUUGCUCAGGGCGGAACUGCUGUUGGUACAGGAAUCAACACUUUUGAGGGCUUUGCCGAGGCGAUCGCCGAGGAAGUCAGCAAGAUGACAGGAACCGAGUUCAAGACAGCACCGAACAAGUUCGAGGCACUCGCUGCACACGACGCUAUUGUCCAGGCCUCCGGUUCUCUCAACACCUUAGCUGCGUCUCUUACCAAGAUUGCUCAAGACAUCCGAUAUCUUGGCAGCGGUCCCCGUUGCGGUCUAGGUGAACUAAUCUUGCCAGAGAAUGAGCCGGGUUCCAGUAUCAUGCCCGGCAAGGUCAACCCUACUCAAUGUGAGGCCUUGACUAUGGUUUGCGCUCAGGUCAUGGGUAACCACGUUGCCACGACCAUCGGUGGCAUGAACGGCCAGUUCGAGCUCAACGUCUAUAAGCCCCUUAUUAUCCGAAACCUUCUACACAGUGUGAGAAUCCUUGCCGACGGCAUGCGUUCGUUUGAGAAGAAUCUUGUCGAGGGUCUCCAAGCCAACGAGGAAAAGAUUUCCAGCAUCAUGAAGGAAUCGCUUAUGCUGGUUACCUGCCUCAACCCUAAGAUCGGUUACGAUAUGGCUUCCAAGGUCGCCAAGAACGCACAUAAGAAGGGUCUAAAUCUAAAGGAUAGCGCAAUGGAACUUAACGCCUUAACAUCAGACGAGUUUGACACCCUCGUCAAGCCAGAGCUCAUGAUCGGGCCCAGUCCUUAUAAGGGUUAG